UGUUUGCAAGGUUGUCGGGUCUGGUCGUCUGCUUCGGAUCGGGUGUUCUUCGAACUGAUGACGACAGCGUUCUUCGUCAUUACCCGGCUGGGGUUGAGACACGUCAGCUCUUCAGUGGACCCCAUGUUUAGAAAAGGCGCCGAAUUUAGGAAGACCUUACUUCUGUUAGCAUUCGCGCCAUUGGUUUCCCACUUGCUACGCUCACCACCCUCCGUCUGAGGUAGCACCAACCAACCCAAGCUGAAAACGACGCUUAUCUCUGCCACUCUAAUGAGAGUAGUCAGACGCAGACGUCCAGGUUACAAAAUCAAUUGGAGAAAACUAUUUUUUAUUGCAGCCAUCAUGACAACAGUUGGGGCUGUGCUUCAGACCUUCACACUCCCUAAUCCUAUUGCAAUCUGGUUUCUCUUGCCACCGCCAACAGUUUCAUCAUACAAAGCCUUGAAUGUUUCAGGGCAGGUGAAUGAAGGUCCUCCUCUGUCAAGGAUUGAACAGAUUUCAUCGCUUUCAAUUUCACCUGCUACUACUACUCCGAAUUCUACUGGAUCAAUAAAAUCAGUGCCAAGCAUGGAAAAGAGUUCCAAAGAUUCACGAAUCAGAAAUUCUAGAAGAAGGAGAAGGAAGAAUGUAAAGAAAGGCAAGUCUGACAUCCCAGAGGUUGCACCUCCUCCCCCUAGAACUGAUCCCUCUCCCUGGCAGAGAUACGUAUGGUCAUUGCCGCCUGAUGAAGCACUUGUGUAUGCCAAGAAAGAGAUAAAACAUGCUCCAAUAGUCACUGAAGAUCCUGAUCUCUAUGCCCCUUUGUUUCGGAAUAUUUCUAUUUUUAAAAGGAGCUAUGAAUUGAUGGAAAACAUACUUAAAGUUUACAUCUACCCUGAUGGAAAGAGGCCAAUUUUUCACCAACCAAAUCUGAGAGGCAUUUACGCUUCUGAAGGAUGGUUUAUGAAGUUAAUUGAGGAAAACAGGCAGUUUGUCACAAGGGAUCCAAAAAAAGCUCACUUAUUCUAUCUUCCAUAUAGUUCACGCCAGCUGGAGCUUGCUCUUUAUGUACCUGACUCACAUAAUUUGCGACCUUUAUCAAAAUAUCUGAGGGACUAUGUGAACAUGAUUGCAGCAAAAUAUCCUUUCUGGAACCGCAAUCGAGGAUCAGAUCAUUUUCUGGUUGCUUGCCAUGACUGGGGUCCAUACACUGUGACUGAACAUAAGGAACUUAGAAGAAACGCCAUAAAAGCUCUCUGCAAUGCUGACCUAUCUGAAGGAAUCUUUGUUGCUGGAAAGGAUGUCUCUCUGCCGGAAACCACAAUUAGAAAUCCCAGGAAGCCUCUCAGAUAUGUUGGAGGGAGAAGAGUUUCUCAGCGCCCAAUCCUUGCAUUCUUUGCUGGAAACAUGCAUGGUAGGGUCCGCCCCAUAUUGCUGAAACACUGGAGUGAUAAAGAUGAAGACAUGAGGAUAUAUGGGCCUCUGCCAAUCAGUGUCUCCAGGAAGAUGUCUUACGUUGAACACAUGAAAUCAAGCAGAUUUUGUAUCUGUCCAAUGGGGUACGAGGUGAACAGCCCUAGGAUUGUUGAAGCGUUCUAUUAUGAGUGUGUUCCAGUUAUCAUUGCAGAUAAUUUUGUCCCUCCAUUCAAUGAAGUGCUAGAUUGGAGUGCAUUCUCUGUGAUCGUGGCAGAAAAGGAUAUAGCGAAUCUGAAGGAGAUUCUCCUAGCUAUACCCUUGAGACGCUAUCUUUCUAUGCAAAUAAAUGUUAAGAUGUUGCAGAAGCAUUUUCUUUGGAACCCAAGACCCAUCAGAUAUGAUUUAUUUCAUAUGGUUUUGCAUUCAGUUUGGUUCAGUCGGCUGAACCAGAUUGAACUUUCACAGGACUCUUGAAAUUUUCUCUGGGUGAUUAGUUUGAUGUCCAAUUUCUUUUGCUAAAAACAGACCAUCUUGCAGAAGAUGGCGGACCUUGAAGAGGAUGAAAGAAAUUCAAACAGGUACAAUAAUGUUGUCGACAAUUUGCUUGGAAGGGUGUAUUACUGGUAUUUUUUCUGAAGUCAAAGUUGCCAGUUUUUUUUGUCUGGUUGGGAGUGUACAGUUUUACAUACAGGGACCUGCAAGCAUUGAUGCGUAUCUGACCAGAAGAAACGGUACUGGACGGGAAUGAUGAUUUUGUAUUGUAGGGAAAGCAAGGAUUCUCCAUAGUUACUAGUAAUGACAUCCUGAAGGAGACGGGAGGCAACCAGUUACUUCAUGUAAACAAGAUCCCUUUGUGUCAUAGAAAAUUAAAAGAGAGAGAAAGAGAGA
Telopea speciosissima is the source of this 2283-nucleotide messenger RNA. RefSeq names its product probable glycosyltransferase At5g03795. Bases 271 to 1869 code for a protein of 532 amino acids. Lineage: Eukaryota; Viridiplantae; Streptophyta; Magnoliopsida; Proteales; Proteaceae. The transcript has 6 exons. Gene Ontology annotation, molecular function: glycosyltransferase activity. The record is from RefSeq and is a predicted model, not a curated record.